Arvicanthis niloticus (Nile rat) is the source of this 732-nucleotide messenger RNA. Lineage: Eukaryota; Metazoa; Chordata; Mammalia; Rodentia; Muridae. The record is from RefSeq and is a predicted model, not a curated record.
AUGAACGCAGAUGAGUUUGGGAAGAGGCAAGAAUGCAUGCAGUGCCUGGCCAGGAUCCUCAAUGGAAUUAUAAUUCUGGUAGCUGGAGUAAUCCAGGGAAUCGAGCUCCUGCCAAUUUCAGUUGUUGAUAUGAUCGCUGCCCAAUGUAAGAGGGCAGUUCAGAUUGUGCCACUCUUGGUCGCUGUGGUGCUGGUUCUGAAGACAUUCCCAAUUCUGCCCAUCCCAGGGUUGGCUGACAAAGUCUUCCCUGGGCAAAAGACACUUGUCACCAUGGUGGAUAAGCUGGUGACUGAGCACAAGAGGACCUGGGACCCUGAUCAGCCACCUCGAGACCUGACUGAUGCCUUUCUGGCUGAGAUAGAGAAGGCAAAGUGGAACCCUGAGAGUAGCUUCAAUGAUGCAAAUCUAUGUCUGGUUGUCCUUGACCUGUUUGGUGCUGGGAUCAUGACCACUUCAAUCACUCUGACCAGGGCUCUGCUACUCAUGAUCCUGCAUUCAGGUGUGCAGUAUGAAGUACAUCAGGAAAUUGAUGAGGUCAUAGGGCAGGUCCGGCAUCCAGAGAUGGAAGACCAGGCCCUCGUGCCCUACACCAGUGCUGUCAUUCAUGAGGUUCAGCGAUUUGCAGACACUGCUCCAAUGACUUUGCUACAUACAACAUCUCCUGACAUUGAAGUGCAGGGCUUCCUUAUCUCCAAGGGGCUCACUUACCUGUGGCAGGAAAAUCAGGCCUGA